Molecule: messenger RNA, 1897 nt
Organism: Dermacentor albipictus
Lineage: Eukaryota; Metazoa; Arthropoda; Arachnida; Ixodida; Ixodidae
Source: RefSeq, a predicted model, not a curated record
AUCAUCAUCAUCAUCAUUUUAACCGUCAGCUUUUGGGAACCCCCCGUUCAUUCCUCUGGUCCCAGCCGUUCACUUCAAAAUGGAUGAGGAAAGCAUGGUCAGUGAAGAUGAACACGAAACUAGUUCCGAAAGUGAUGAACCCGAAACUAUUACCGAAAGCGGGCCCCCACGGGAAUUGACCACCGGUGGAAGCUGGAAAAGAGUAGCUGUCAUAUGGGCUGCGCUCUUAUUGGCGGUAGCCGGAGUGUUCCUAGUGCUUCACUUGAUCCACACGGAGUCCGAAUUAGAGGUUGCUGACGAAAGCGCCCGUGGCGGCGAACAGUCGUCGGAGCCAUCGUCCGACCGGCAAGGUACUUCAAUGCGUACCACCAUGUUGUCGGGAAGUCCUACUAACGAGUCACCUUCAACAAUGGAGACAGAGCCAGAGAGCUCAGCACCGGACACCCCAAUCAGCACAGUGGAAACAACUUCAACUACACCAUCUACAACAAACAUGGCGACGACAACAGAGGAGACAACAGAGAACAUAACGUUCCCUCUCUCAGAUUUCAAGAAGACGGCGGUGAUCUGCGUAUACGGUGGAUACUUGGAUUACUCGUUCAGCUUUCCGGACUACCACCUGUGCGACCUCACGGUGUUCGACUCGCUGUACAAGAACUCCCGCAAUUUUUUCGACGGCAGAUGCGGCGCCGACCUUGCGUACUUCCGCAACAGCUCGGAGAGCAUGGUGAUACGUGAGGCUGGCGUAUCAAUCGACUACAAGAGUUACAGUUUGAUCGGAAGGCUUGUAUAUAGAAACUCGAUUAGCCACCAUACUGGUGCCUCCAAGUACAUUGAUGAUUUUUGGAAAGACCGCAUCUAUCACUACGGCAUGAUCGACAUCACUCCAUACAAGGGCAUGACUGAAGACAGACUGCUGACUUCCGUUAAGGUCUUCAAGGAAUUUCACAAACUGGUGAGGCGCUACGCGGAAGGCAAGAACCAAAGCACGUUGACCUUCUUCGGCUUCACCCCUUCAAGCCAGGAGUGGAUCGAAGCCAUUCCUUCGAUAUUGAGAACGUUCACGCCGGACCUCUUCGUGUUCCGCGGCCACAAUUCUCCCGCGACCCGCAGACAGACCUCCUGCACAAUAUUCCCGCAGAACGCCAUUAUCGACAUGCCGGGCCUCCCAAUUUCUUUGACGACAGCGCACAGAAUCAUGAGCAAGGUGGCGACCGAACGAGAAGGAAACGCGCCUGCGUGGGCUGUGUCUGUGACCGCAGCAGGGCGCUGGUACCAGCUGAAUAAUGACUCCAGCCAAAGUGACUACAACCUUUAUAAAGAAUGUAGGAGGCUGCCCGCCAAUGUGACACAGCUCGGGAGCAUAAAAGAGGUGUGCAACAACUCAAAGUAUGUUCUCAGCGAAUACAUGGAUGAUCGCACUGGUUACGCGUACAGCAAUGACGACGGGCUCAUCAUGACGUACGAUACAUCCGACACGCUGCGUCAGAAGCUUUGUAGGCAAAAGGAAAACCUGACCCACAUCGUCUACGGGAUCGCGGUGUUCGACCUCGAACACGAGGACGACUCUGACCUUUGCUCGUCCGGCUCCUACAGCCGCCUCAAAGCGGCGAGAUCCUUGGCUGAAUUCUUCGAAAACAAGUUCAACACAACCUCCGACCUGACAGACUGCCUAAAUGUCGAAAACAAGUGACUGUGCAUACAGACCCAUGGGUGCGGUCUCCUGGUUCUCAAUUCUACAUUCAGCGCUGAUUCAUAUGCAAAUAAUGGUGCUCACGCAUUUUCUCAUGAUUCAUCAAGGUCGAAAGAAGUCCCACGCCUUCGUACGUGUCGACUUUCUUUAGAACAGGCAGUAUUUUAACUCGUAAAGCGACAUUAAAGAGCAAUCAAUGCGGUC